Cyprinodon variegatus (sheepshead minnow) is the source of this 805-nucleotide messenger RNA. RefSeq lists its product as uncharacterized. Gene Ontology annotation, biological process: cell surface receptor signaling pathway. The coding region runs from base 1 to 780 and encodes 259 amino acids. The record is from RefSeq and is a predicted model, not a curated record. The transcript is spliced from 6 exons. Gene Ontology annotation, molecular function: transmembrane signaling receptor activity. Lineage: Eukaryota; Metazoa; Chordata; Actinopteri; Cyprinodontiformes; Cyprinodontidae.
AUGACUCUUCAGCACCUGACCUACCACCUGCUGAGAGCUGUUUUGAGAAUAUUUCCAAACAGAUCUCAGUUCUUUCUAUAUGAUUCGAUUGCGCUCAGCUGUGUGAACGAUGGAAACUCAUCUGACUGGAGAGUAAUGAGAAAAACAACCAACAGCGAAGCCAAAGAGUGUUCCUCCUGGGGGAAGAUAAAUGUGUCGCAAUGCUUAAUCGAUGCCGUUUACAAAUUAGACAGUGGAUUGUACUGGUGUGAAUCCAGAACUGGAGCAUGCAGUGAAGUUAUAAACAUCACCGUGACAGAUGGUCCUGUGAUCCUGGAAAAUCCUGUGCUUCCUGUAGCAGAGGGAGAAGCAGUGAGCCUGCACUGCAUCCAUAAAAAUGCCUCCUCCAACCUCACUCAGUUUUAUAAAGAUGGUCUCCUGAUUGGGAGCAGCACAACUGGAAACAUCACCAUUCAGGAUGUUUCCAAGUCUGAGGAAGGUCUCUAUAAGUGUAACAUUGCUGGAGCUGGAGAAUCUGCAGAGAGCUGGCUGUCAGUCAGAGGCAGGAAGCCGGACUCUCUUCACUUUCGACCUGAAUACAUGUUACUUCCUGUUGUUGCUGUCUGUCUCUCUUUUGCAUGCAGCUAUUUAAUGUGUAGGAAAUGUUUUUCUGCAGCUAAAGCGGACGAUGACAUGUCCUACAUCGAUGUCACCUUCCUACAGGGAGUGCAGCCAAAGGCAAAUGCAGAAAGAACAUCUGAACCACCACUAUACUCAACAAUCAAAUGUGGAACCAGCUGAUAGGAUCCCACCCGCAUUGAUCGCU